Messenger RNA from Solanum lycopersicum (tomato), 1411 nucleotides. RefSeq names its product TCP transcription factor 20 (gene TCP20). Gene Ontology annotation, cellular component: nucleus. Gene Ontology annotation, molecular function: sequence-specific DNA binding; DNA-binding transcription factor activity. Lineage: Eukaryota; Viridiplantae; Streptophyta; Magnoliopsida; Solanales; Solanaceae. The record is from RefSeq and is marked validated.
AUACUCCCAUUUCCCACUACUCACACCUUUUUUUUUCUUCUUCUUUUCCGAAAAAAAAAAUUAAAAAUAUGUCCAGUUUUCAUGACCCAGAUGAUGAUUGUGGCACCUCCGAGCUCAGUAACGGCGCUGCCGGAGAUCUAAAUGACCAGAAAAUGGACGGUCAUGCAGUUGCCGAUGACAAAAAACUCGUGUUUUCCGCUAUGAAAGAAGAACCGUUUGAUUCCGAUCAUCAUACUUUGGUUCCAUCAAUGCCUAUGCCGGUAGCUACCGCCGCCCCUCCGCGGAGGUCCUCUACCAAGGACCGCCACACAAAAGUAGAAGGACGUGGACGGAGGAUCCGAAUACCUGCUACAUGUGCAGCUCGGAUCUUCCAAUUGACCCGAGAACUAGGUCAUAAGUCCGACGGAGAAACUGUUCGGUGGUUGCUUGAACAGGCGGAGCAAUCUAUAAUUGAAGCUACCGGAACCGGAACUGUACCGGCGAUAGCAGUUUCUGUUAACGGUACUCUUAAGAUUCCGACGAGUUCCCCGGCGAGUAAUCCAGAAAUCGACGAGAACCAUCCACAGAAACGUAGAAGGAAAUCAUCAAACUCAGAGUUCAUUGAUGUCGGAAGUUUGAAUAGAAAUGCUGCAAAUGUUUCACAAUUUGCUCCGGUAACAACCACGCCGGCAACAAUAACCACCGCUCCACCGCCGGGAUUCGUACCGGUAUGGGGUAUGAGUAAUGGUGGUAUGAUGGUACCAUCCAAUGCCAUUUGGAUGAUACCAGCUACGGUCCCACCAGCUCAAGUAAACGUGACCAAUAACAAUAACGUCGUGCUCCAGUAUCCUCAAUUAUGGACACCUGUAUUUAAUUUGGCCACGAGGCCAAUACCAUCAUUCGUGACUGCAGCCACGAUUAAUACUAACGGUCCGCCAGCAAUAAUGAUUGCAGGACCGUUAUCAGUGAAUAAUGGAGCAGCCACAACCACGGGGCCUAAAAUUGGAUCGAACAAGUCUAGCAUGGCUCCAGCUAGUUUAAGCUCUAGCACAGAUAAAAAUAACAACAAUACAAAUGAUGUUAAACCUCAUAUGCUAAGAGAUUUUUCACUUGAGAUUUAUGAUAGAAAAGAGUUACAGCUUAUGAGUCGAAGUGGAAAUCAUCAACAAGAAACUCAAGUUACAUCUUCAGAACGUUCAUAGAUUCAAGUGAUCGUCAUAAUUUAUUGAGAAUCAAUAUAAAUAUAGAGGCAGAGUUUAGGCCAAAUAUGCUCAUGAUACUCUUGUAUGUACAAACUACUAGAGGACACUAGCUAUUCACUUUUUAUUUUGUUUCUUUUGCUUUUGUUAAACUAAUGUUAAUUAGAAGUUGAAUGAUGUGUAACUCUCUUAGAAAAAUUACAAAUAAAUCAUUGUAUAAUUGUCAAAGGAAA